UUGGAAACCAUGCAAAACCAGAGCUGUGUCACUGAAUUCAUCUUCCUGAGCCUAUCACAGAAUCCAAAUGUCCAAAAACUAUUAUUUCUUUCAUCUUUGUUUGUCUACAUUGCAACUAUUAGUGGCAACAUGCUAAUUUCAGUGACCAUCUUGUGUAGCCCUGCACUUCUGGGCUCUCCUAUGUACUUCUUUUUGGCAUUCCUGUCCUUGCUGGAUGCAUGUUUUUCCUCUGCCAUCACUCCAAAGAUGAUCAUGGACUUGUUGCAUGACAGGAAGACCAUCUCCUUUGAAGGAUGCAUGAUGCAGCUCUUUGCUGAACACUUCUUUGGUGGGACAGAGAUGAUUGUCCUCACGGUCAUGGCCUACGACCGUUAUGUGGCCAUUUGCAAGCCCCUGCACUACUCUUCCAUCAUGAACUGGGGGCUCUGUGGCUCGCUGAUGGGGGUCGCCUGGGCAGGGGGCUUCCUGCACUCCAUCAUACAAAUCAUCUUCACUUUGCAGCUGCCCUUCUGUGGGCCCAAUGUCAUUGAUCACUUCAUGUGUGACUUGUUCCCAUUGCUGGAGCUUGCCUGCACCGACACUCACAUCUUUGGCCUUUUGGUAGUUGCCAACAGUGGUCUGAUCAGCAUCAUAGUUUUCUUCCUGUUGCUUGUCUCCUACUGCUACAUCUUAUUCUCUCUGAGAACUCACAGCUCUGAAGGGCGGAGAAAGGCUCUGUCCACCUGUGGGUCCCACAUCGCUGUUGUGGUUUUGUUCUUUGUUCCAUGCAUAUUUAUAUAUGCACGACCUCCAAUAUCCUUCUCCUUUGACAAAAUGGUAGCCAUAUUUUACACAUUAAUAACCCCAUUUCUUAACCCUAUAAUUUAUACUUUUAGGAAUAAAGAAGUGAAAAAUGCCAUGAAGAAACUGUGGAAGAGAUUAGUAGUGGUUUCUGAUGAAAAUUACGAGUAA
Molecule: messenger RNA, 951 nt
Organism: Jaculus jaculus (lesser Egyptian jerboa)
Lineage: Eukaryota; Metazoa; Chordata; Mammalia; Rodentia; Dipodidae
Product: olfactory receptor 4C15-like
Exons: 1
Coding region: 10-951 (313 amino acids)
Biological process (GO): G protein-coupled receptor signaling pathway
Cellular component (GO): membrane
Molecular function (GO): G protein-coupled receptor activity; olfactory receptor activity
Source: RefSeq, a predicted model, not a curated record